AUUUAUACGUAGGUAUCUCCUUUUUCCAUUUCAGAAUCAAAUUUACUGCUAAAUGAGAAGAAAAGUCACUAAAUAAGAGGGCGGUGAUAAGAUGUCUGUAAGAAGCACACGAAAAAAGAAGUCAGAGAGUUCAAGCAACAUUAUAAGAAUAACAGUUGUCGGGGAUGGAGAUACCGGAAAGACUUGUCUACUUAUUGUUUAUAAAGACAAAAAAUUUGAUGACAGAUAUGUACCUACUAUAUUCGAUGAAUAUUCGAUGACCAUUCCUAUCAAUUACGAGCCCUACACCAUCAUACUGUCGGACACUGCGGGUCAAGAGGAAUACGACAAGCUACGCAGGAUGGCCUAUAGAUUCGCAGACGCUUUCCUACUAUGUUAUUCGACGACAGAAAGGAAUUCUUUUGAAAACAUUUCCCUGACAUGGGCACCAGAACUCAAAAGGUGUCGAGCCAAAGCCAACAUAAUUCUAGUAGGUAAGUAUCUU
Molecule: messenger RNA, 484 nt
Organism: Sitophilus oryzae (rice weevil)
Lineage: Eukaryota; Metazoa; Arthropoda; Insecta; Coleoptera; Curculionidae
Product: cdc42 homolog
Exons: 3
Biological process (GO): small GTPase-mediated signal transduction
Molecular function (GO): GTP binding; GTPase activity
Source: RefSeq, a predicted model, not a curated record